CAAACAAGCAAAACACGAAAAAGCAACUGAACGAGAUUUAUAAAAUGCAGACAGCUCGCUCGUUCCAUUCCCAUUCGAUUUCACAGUGAAAAAACACACACAUACAUACAAAGAUCUAAUCCAAGCGCUCAAUCGAUUCAAAAUGGACGGACAAGAUACAGAAGAUAUGAAGCAAAGCAGUGCUGAUAUGACUGUUUUUGUACAAAAUCUUCUUCAACAAAUGCAAGCCAGGUUUCAGACGAUGUCAGAGUCUAUUGUUACAAAAAUUGAUGAAAUGGGAGGCCGGAUAAACGAACUGGAGCAAAGCAUUAGUGAACUGAAAACAGAAAUGGGAGCCGAGGGAUCUCCAUCUCCACUGCCACCGCCAAAGACAGAAGAUGUAAAGCCGGAGGAAGGCUCUGCUUAGACUUUACUUAAGGUGAAUGUCAUUCAGCUAUUGAGACAAGUUUUAAUAUGUGCAAGGCGUUGUCAUUGUCCUUUUUCGUGCUAGAUAUUGUUGCAAGUUAACUAAUGCUACUUCUCAGAUGUUAUGUUGCGAAGAUUCUCUAUAUAUUACGUAUAUUUGUUUAGGAUAUCGUCAUCACCCCUGUAUGAUUUAUUAUUGGGGCUACUAUUAAAGUUCGAGUUUUCUCAUGCA
Messenger RNA from Daucus carota subsp. sativus, 637 nucleotides. Its product is annotated as heat shock factor-binding protein. The record is from RefSeq and is a predicted model, not a curated record. The coding region runs from base 143 to 406 and encodes 87 amino acids. Gene Ontology annotation, biological process: cellular heat acclimation. The transcript has 5 exons. Lineage: Eukaryota; Viridiplantae; Streptophyta; Magnoliopsida; Apiales; Apiaceae. Gene Ontology annotation, cellular component: cytosol; nucleus. Gene Ontology annotation, molecular function: transcription corepressor activity.